CCGCUAGGGGCGGCCGCGAAGCUGACCGGGCUCGGUUUCCAGCCGGGCCGCUUUCCCAGCCGGGCCUCAGCAUGGCUACCCCCAGGGCCGCGGGCCUGGCAGCCGCCGUGCAUCCGCUUUCCUGACAGCUCGCGGCGUCUGUGGUCUCCCUCUCUUUCCCAGGCCACUCCAGCGGACAUGUUUGCCAAGGCCUUUCGGGUCAAGUCCAACACGGCCAUCAAGGGGUCGGACAGGAGAAAGCUUCGGGCUGAUGUGGCAGCUGUUUUCCCCACUCUUGGGACGGAUCAGGUCUCUGAGUUAGUGCCGGGAAAGGAAGAGCUCAACAUUGUAAAGCUGUAUGCUCACCGAGGGGAUGCAGUGACUGUGUACGUGAGUGGUGGUAACCCCAUCCUGUUUGAACUGGAGAAAAAUCUGUAUCCAACAGUGUAUACCUUGUGGUCUUAUCCCGAUCUUCUACCAACGUUUACAACAUGGCCUCUGGUGCUCGAAAAAUUGGUUGGGGGAGCAGAUUUGAUGCUGCCGGGACUGGUGGUGCCCCCUGCUGGCCUGCCUCAGGUACAGAAGGGUGACCUCUGUGCCGUUGCGUUGGUGGGGAACAGAGCCCCCGUUGCCGUCGGAGUCGCCGCCAUGUCGACAGCUGAGAUGCUGGCCUCGGGUCUGAAGGGAAGGGGCUUCUGUGUGCUCCACAGCUACCAGGACCACUUGUGGCGAUCUGGAGACAAAUCCAGUCCACCGUCCAUUGCCCCACUGGCUCUGGAUCCCCCGGAUCUCAGUGAAGGGAAGGGAUGUGUCAAAGCCGACACUGCCCUGCAGGGCGACAUGAGGCAGCUGACCCUGGAGGAGGAGGAGGAGGAGGAGGAGGAGGAGGUCCAGCGGAGGUGUGAGGAGAAGUCCCCGUCAGCAGCCAUGGAAGACCCCGGCCCUGGGGGCCUGCACGCGGACCCCACGGACAGCAAGACCCUUCAGGAGCAAAUGGACGAGCUGCUGCAGAGAUGCUUCUUGCAGGCUUUGAAGUGCUGCGUCAGAAAAGCUGACCUCCCGUUGCUCACCAGCACUCUCCUGGGCAGCCACAUGUUCUCCUGCUGCCCUGAAGGACGACAACUGGACAUAAAGAAGUCAAGCUACAGAAAGCUCUCUAAGUUCCUGCAGCACAUGCAGCAGGAGCAGAUUAUACAGGUGCAGGAGCUGAGCAGAGGGGUGGAGAGCAUUGUGGCCGUGGACUGGAAGCACCCGAGGAUCACAUCUUUCGUCAUACCCGAGCCCUCCCCGACCUCCCAGACAAUCCAGGAGGGUAGCAGGGGACAGCCCUAUCACCCUCCAGAUAUAAAACCCCUCUACUGUGUCCCAGCCAGCAUGACCCUGCUCUUCCAGGAGUCUGGCCACAAGAAAGGGAGUGUCCUGGAGGGCAGUGAGGUCCGAACAGUCGUCAUCAACUACGCCAAGAAAAACGACCUGGUGGAUGCAGACAACAAAAAGACGCCCAGGUUCAGUCCCUGGGUCGGGAAGAUCCCCUGGAGGAGGCAGUCGCACCCACUCCAGCGUUCUAGCCUGGGAAACCCCGCGGACAGAGACUCCUGGCCGCCCUCAGUCCGUAGGGUUGCAGAAGAGUUGGGCAUGCCUGUGGCUGAGCAACAGGAGUGGCCUGAACGUGAGCAUCUACCGUGGAGUGUCAAAUGCAGGCGCUAUUGUGAGGGACCAAAUGCACGCUUCAGAAAACCUUAGCAAAGCCAUCUUAGCCUUGUGGUGUUCUCUGUUUUCCUAGCAGGUGGAUGCAGAGGGUAAACCACUAAAUGAGUGUGCCAUUAAUUUUGUUGUUGUUGUUAAUUACAAAAAACACCCUCAUAUCCAAAAGUUGAGAACUACUGGCUUCAUCAUGGUUGGUUGAUAACAUAAUUGAGCCAGGGAUCCCAGAGUUCGCAUUUUUUUCCCCAUACCACUUUCCCCUCCACCGCCUACUUCUCCUUUGUUCUAGGAAAGCAUAUGUGUACCUCCCAUCCAGAGAAUACGUUGCAUCCUGGACUGUGAACCCCUAAUUGGUUCCAAUAAUCCUGAUUGACCGUGAACAACACAUAAGAGACUGGGGCUACUUACUGCUUCUUGUUU
Messenger RNA from Capra hircus (goat), 2103 nucleotides. RefSeq names its product eukaryotic translation initiation factor 2D (gene EIF2D). Gene Ontology annotation, biological process: translational initiation; formation of translation preinitiation complex. Bases 178 to 1722 code for a protein of 514 amino acids. The record is from RefSeq and is a predicted model, not a curated record. Gene Ontology annotation, molecular function: translation initiation factor activity; RNA binding. Lineage: Eukaryota; Metazoa; Chordata; Mammalia; Artiodactyla; Bovidae. The transcript is spliced from 12 exons.